This is a messenger RNA of Sphenostylis stenocarpa, 555 nucleotides long. Lineage: Eukaryota; Viridiplantae; Streptophyta; Magnoliopsida; Fabales; Fabaceae. The record is from the annotation of a GenBank genome assembly.
AUGGGUUUCCGUUUACCUGGUAUUAAACGAGCAUCUAAGGGGGCUGAAAUCCCAAAAGGCUAUCUUGCAGUCUAUGUUGGAGAUAGUAUGAGACGGUUUGUGAUUCCUAUAUCAUACUUGAACCAACCUACUUUUCAAGAUUUACUGAAUCAAUCAGAAGAAGAAUUUGGAUAUUCUCAUCCAACGGGUGGUCUCACAAUCCCGCAUCUGAGACAACACCAUGCGAUCUCUCAUCUCAUGGACCCCAUCUUCUUGAUCUUUCAGACAUUUGAAAUGGGUUUCCGUUUCCCUGCAAUUAGAAGGACUUCAUUUACUAGUAGCCCAGCAUCUUCAAAAGCUGUAAAUGUGCCAAAGGGCUAUCUUGCAGUGUAUGUAGGAGAGAGAAUGAAGAGGUUUGUGAUCCCCAUGGCAUACUUGAACCAACCUUCAUUUCAAGACUUGCUGAGUCAAGCAGAGGAAGAAUUUGGAUACAAUCAUCCAAUGGGCGGUCUCACAAUUCCUUGCUCAGAAGAUGUCUUUCUGCAUAUUACUUCUCAAUUGGCUAUAAGCUUAUAG